AUGCCCACCGUCCACCUCCUCGAUUACGUCGCCGGGAACAUACGGAGUCUCGUCAAUGCCAUUGAGGCACUAGGGUACUCCGUCGAAUGGAUCAAGUCUCCCGAAAAUGUCGCUAAUGCUGAGAAACUCAUCCUCCCCGGCGUGGGCCAUUUCGGUCACUGCCUGACACAGCUCGGCGGCGCGGGCUACCUCGAGCCCGUAAAGAAGCAUAUUGAGGCCGGAAAGCCCUUCAUGGGCAUCUGCGUCGGUCUACAAGCGCUUUUCGAGGGGUCCGCGGAAGACCCAGACGUCGCCGGUCUCGGCAUCAUCAAGUCGCAGCUCAGUCGCUUUGAUGACUCCGUCAAGACGGUACCUCAUAUUGGCUGGAACUCCGCCAACACCGAUGGCCAGAUCAUGUACGGCCUCCGACCGGACUCAAAGUACUACUAUGUCCACUCUUACAUGUCGCCGUACGUAAGGGGAGAACUGGAGGCCCAAGGUUGGACUGUUGCGUUGGGAACGUACGGAUCGGAGGCGUUCGUCGGUGCGGUUGCCAAGGGAAACAUCUUCGCAACCCAGUUCCACCCGGAGAAGAGCGGAAUCGCGGGUCUCCGAACUAUAAAGGCCUUCCUCACUGGCACAGGAGCCAAGGAGCUCACCCUCAACAAAGACGGUCUUAGCCCCAAAUUCCAAGAUGGACUUACCCGCCGUAUAAUAGCCUGUCUAGACGUCCGAACCAACGACCAAGGCGACCUCGUGGUGACGAAAGGUGACCAGUACGACGUCAGGGAGAAAGGCGAUGACCGAAACGUGCGGAAUCUCGGCAAGCCGGUAGAGCUCGCGAAGAAGUACUACGAACAAGGUGCCGACGAGGUCACCUUCUUAAACAUCACCAGUUUCCGCGAUAUCCCCCUUGCCGACCUACCUAUGCUCGAGAUUCUACGACGUACCUCCGAAACCGUCUUCGUGCCCCUCACUAUCGGAGGCGGUAUCCGCGACGCCGUAGACACGGACGGCACCAAGGUCUCGGCGCUCGAGAUCGCCACCAUGUACUUUAAGAGCGGCGCCGACAAGGUAUCCAUCGGCUCCGACGCCGUGCUCGCCGCCGAGGAGUACUACGCCGUCGGCAAGAAACUCUUCGGCAACACGGCCAUCGAGCAGAUUUCCCGCGCUUACGGGAACCAGGCCGUCGUGGUCAGCGUGGAUCCCAAGCGCGUCUACGUGCCUAAGCCCGACGCCACGCGCCACAACCUCGUCGAGACGGCGUUCCCGGGCCCAAACGGCGAGAAGUACUGCUGGUACGCUUGCACCAUCAAGGGAGGCCGCGAGACCCGCGACGUUGAUGUCGUCGAGCUCGUUCAGGCCGUUGAGGCCAUGGGAGCUGGCGAGAUCCUCCUCAACUGCAUAGAUAAGGACGGCACAAACUCCGGCUAUGACCUCGAGCUCAUUAACCAGGUCAAGGCUGCUAUCAAGAUCCCUGUCAUUGCGUCGAGCGGCGCGGGGAACCCGGGGCACUUUGCCGAGGUGUUCGAGAAGACGAAGACUGAUGCGGCGCUGGGGGCUGGUAUGUUUCACAGGGGAGAGUACACCGUUAAGCAGGUCAAGGAUUUCCUCGGCGAGAAGGGUCUUGUGGUGAGGAAGUUCGAGAGCGAGUUGUAA
Messenger RNA from Scedosporium apiospermum, 1638 nucleotides. Its product is annotated as Imidazole glycerol phosphate synthase hisHF. The record is from RefSeq and is a predicted model, not a curated record. Lineage: Eukaryota; Fungi; Ascomycota; Sordariomycetes; Microascales; Microascaceae. Gene Ontology annotation, molecular function: oxo-acid-lyase activity; imidazoleglycerol-phosphate synthase activity. Gene Ontology annotation, biological process: L-histidine biosynthetic process. The transcript is spliced from 2 exons. Bases 1 to 1638 code for a protein of 545 amino acids.